GGACUUUUGUCAAGGGUGCAAUGAGCCAACAGCCUGACCAAGGUCAAUCACGGGCUGCUCCCUCAUCCCAUGUCUUCUUUAUGGUGCCCCAGACUAUUCCAGGCUGCUCCGGCUCUCAGCCGCGAACCACGCCGCCACCAAUCGGAGAAAGUUUGAUUGGGAAUACGAGGGCGGUCGCUGGGAGGUGGCCACUGGCCAGAGCCAUGGAAACAAGUACAGUCUUGACAUCUUGGUCGUAGCCGCAUGGCACUGAAGGGAACGCGCGGACUGCCUUCUUGAUACGAGGACAUGGGCAGAGAGGGUUACCCACGCCCCGUGUUCAUGCUUCAAGCGUCCGAGAUCUGGGCUGCCUGCGUUGGACUUGUUAUACCACGGUCUGUGCUCCUCAGCCCACUCUGGUCCUCUUCUCCGGCUUUUGCUCUUUCGCAACCAGUUUUGCAGGCAUGGGAUUCCCAUUGCUCGCCCUCGCGGCCCUGCUGUCUGGGGUAGUGGCUCAGGACACCACCACCACGGUUACAGAUUUCACCAGUGCUGCAAGCACCUCUCCUACAAGCACCACUUCACAGCCAAUCACGGUCACGGUGGCUGUCGGGAAUGGAGGGAAUACUUUCGUCCCAGACGUGGUUCAGGUUUCUCCCGGAAACUAUGUUGGUAUGGCUCUCGAGCAAGUCGCUGUGCACUGUCUGUGAGUGGUCGCUGACGCUGUCGUCGAGAAUUCGAUUUUUAUCCCCUGAAUCACUCCGUCAUUCGGGCCGCAUACGGGUACGCGUGUGUACCUUAUGAGUUGACAGGGCCGGAUCGAAUUGGAUUCUUCUCUGGCUUCUAUCCUGUCGACGCCAUUCUCAGCGAUCCGCCCAAGUGGACGCUGCUCAUCAACGACACCGAGCCGGUCUUCUACUAUUGUGGCGCCCCGGGCUCGUGUAUCAACUACCAGAUGGUCGGGGUCAUCAACCCCAAUGCCACCCAAUCCAUUCAGGUCCAGAAGCAAUAUGCCGCAAACUCGUCCUUUAUGCUGGAGCCGGGCGAGAGCUGGCCUCCCGAGGAAGACCCCUUCGCGACCACCUCUACAUCCACAUCCACGGCUACUGCGACGUACACGACGACCUUCACGACCUCGACUUUGUCUCCGACGCCGACCGCGACGACCGCGACUCCCGUAGCGAGUGAGUCUAGCCAUUCCUCCCUGUCAUCGGGAGCCAUUGCAGGAAUCGCAAUCGGAGGAGCAGCCGUCGUCAUCGCCGCCGCGGUAUUGCUCUUCUUCUGCGGCCGCAGGUCCAGAUCCAAAGACGGCGGCGGCGGCAACCAACCCACCCCCUCGACGCCCGCCAUGGGCCCGAUGAACAGUCCGCCAGCGUACCUCCCGCCCAACAACUACGGCUACAUGUCGCCCACCCAGAAGCACAUGUCCGUGACCUCGAUGCCGGCAGCGACCGACGCAUUCGGCAACGCCAUCCCCAACCCGGGCGGCAUGUACCCUUACCCCCCGGCAUUCCCGCAGGGCUACCCGCCGCACCAACAGAUGGCGCCCCCCCUGAUGGCCAGCCCAGGCCAGGCGCAACCUCAACCGUCGCCUCAAUGGCCGCCGUCCCCGUCCAACGACAUCUUCGGCCCCGCCGCCGCGGUCCCAGUCCUGCACCCCGCCCCGGCCCCGUUCCAGACGCACGACGCGCAACAGCAACAAGCACCACAGAUUCCCCCGGCCGGGAGCGGCAUCGGCACGGAGAACGCCUCCCCGCGCGCAGGCAGCCCGAGCUCCGUGGCCGGGGCCCCGGCGGCGCCCGCGGCGGUGGGUGGCAUUGCCGCGUUCCUGCAGCGCCAGGCGCGCAUGAGUCCUCCGCCGCUCGAGCACGAGGUGCAGGCUCAAGCGCAGCAGCAGCAGCAGCAGCAGCAGCCCGCUCCAGGUUUGACGCCCGGUCCGUUUGAGAUGUCCGCGACUGGGACCAUGCACAGAUAUUCCUAA
Messenger RNA from Cladophialophora immunda, 1960 nucleotides. RefSeq lists its product as hypothetical. Lineage: Eukaryota; Fungi; Ascomycota; Eurotiomycetes; Chaetothyriales; Herpotrichiellaceae. Bases 935 to 1960 code for a protein of 341 amino acids. The transcript is spliced from 3 exons. The record is from RefSeq and is a predicted model, not a curated record.